AUUUUAUUGGCAACUACCUAUGAGAGGAGAGUUAUGAAAAUGUAGUAAAGAUAACAAGGUGAAACUGCACUACCUUGAAAAAGUAUCUGCCUCCAUUGUGCUGUGCCGAGUGAAUGUCAUGGUCAAGAUCACCUUUGGGUGACCCUUAAACCUCAACUGUGUUGUCGGACAUAUUUGCUAGAGCAAUUUGCUUCCGAGCGACGUCUUGAUUUAGCCUUGGAAUGGAAUUAUGGUCGAGGUCAUACAAAUCGCCACAAUGCUACGAAGACCACCCACAGGCAUUGAGCUGAAAUUGGAUGAUAUUACUGAAUAUGAAGAGAUGCGUGAACAGUUGAAUAAAGAAAAACAGGGUUCAAAACCUCUUCAACUGCCCCCUUGGCAACCAGGUCCAAAAGGCAAAUUAGAAGUGUAUGCAAGAGUGGGAUACACACCAAUGGACCAACAGCCCUCCCCACAACCUGGGAACCAACGUCAAAAUUGCUUAUGAUGACAUCCAUACACAUGAUUAAUUUAUAUUUACUUAUAUCAUUAAUAAAAAAUACUAAAUGUUUGUA
Messenger RNA from Acanthoscelides obtectus, 554 nucleotides. The record is from the annotation of a GenBank genome assembly. Lineage: Eukaryota; Metazoa; Arthropoda; Insecta; Coleoptera; Chrysomelidae.